UAUCUAGCAUUAUUAUAGAGUCCUCAAACCCUUUAGAUACGUUCUAUUAAGCUCCAUGUUUGUGUUUUAAGGUUUCUUUGCGGCUCGUCUUUAUUUUCGUGUACAAGUUUUCUAUUCAGAAACGCGUUUGUAAUGUCUGUUUGCAGCAUAUGAAGUAACGUUAGGUUAUUGCUGUUGGCAUGUUUCUGGUGGGUUUAACUGGAGGCAUCGCCUCAGGGAAGAGCACAGCGUCUUCACAACUGAAAGAGCUGGGCUGUCCUGUCAUCGAUGCAGAUGUGGUUGCCCGAAAAGUGGUGGAGCCCCAGAGCCCAGCGUAUAGAUUGAUCGUGCAGCACUUUGGACAGGAGAUUUUGUUAGACAAUGGUGAGAUUGACAGACAGAAACUGGGGCAGAUCAUCUUCUCCAGCCCCAAGAAACGAAGACUUCUGAACUCCAUCACACACCCAGAAAUACAUAAAGAAAUGUUCAAACAAAUACUGCUGUACUUCAUUAAAGGCUACAGGUAUGUGGUUUUGGAUGUGCCGCUGCUUUUUGAAACCUGACGUCUCACUCGUUUCCUAACCCACACUGUUGUCGUAUACUGUGAUCCGGCGACGCAGCUGUCCCGCCUCAUGCAGAGGGAUGGCCUGAGUCAGGAGGAGGCCGAACAGAGAAUCGGCGCUCAGAUGCCACUCAAAGAGAAGCGCGGACUCGCCAGUCACGUGAUCGAGAACUCGGGCUCUCGUGAGGACACUCACAGACAGGUGCUGCGGCUGCACACCAAGCUCAAGGACUUCAUGGAGUUCCUGGUCGUCAGGGCUGUCGCCGCGGCAGCCGUCGCCGGGCUCAGCGGUCUCUUUUUAUAUACAGUCAGACUGCUGGUCUCUUAGCAAACAUACAGAACUGCUUUCACAACAAUGGCAAUAGGACUUAAAGGGAUAGUGCACCCCAAAAAAAAAAUUCAACAUUCUGUCAACAUUUACGUAUUCUGUAUACUUUUCAUUCUUCUGUGGAAGAUUUGACAACGAACAACAUUGGACACCAUAGCUUUCAGUUUAUGGACAGAAAACCCCCACAAUAUUUAUUUUUCAUGUUCCACAGAAGAAAGUCUGUCUUAUAGGUUUGGAACAACGUGAAUAAACGAUGACAAUUUUAAUUUUCAGUCAAAAAAACAACGAAGAAUAUGAUUUUAUUGUUGUCUAAAUCAUUUUUAUUUUACUUUAUUUGAUGUUUAACCUCACUUUUUUCCUUGAUAUUCUGACCUCACCACUGACAGCCUGAGCUACAUCUGUGAAAACGCUAUAAAAUUCUGUAAUCAACACAAUUACUGCGAUAUUAGUCCUAAAUGUAACAUACUGUACUGUAUAAAAUGGAACUAUGACAACAAUGCUACUUUUUUACCUCAACACA
Molecule: messenger RNA, 1389 nt
Organism: Sinocyclocheilus anshuiensis
Lineage: Eukaryota; Metazoa; Chordata; Actinopteri; Cypriniformes; Cyprinidae
Product: dephospho-CoA kinase domain-containing protein-like
Exons: 5
Coding region: 180-542 (120 amino acids)
Biological process (GO): coenzyme A biosynthetic process
Molecular function (GO): dephospho-CoA kinase activity; ATP binding
Source: RefSeq, a predicted model, not a curated record